Messenger RNA from Ornithorhynchus anatinus (platypus), 1740 nucleotides. RefSeq names its product ATP synthase F1 subunit beta (gene ATP5F1B). Gene Ontology annotation, biological process: proton transmembrane transport; proton motive force-driven mitochondrial ATP synthesis. The record is from RefSeq and is a predicted model, not a curated record. The transcript has 10 exons. Gene Ontology annotation, molecular function: proton-transporting ATP synthase activity, rotational mechanism; ATP hydrolysis activity; ATP binding. Bases 16 to 1605 code for a protein of 529 amino acids. NCBI's taxonomy places the organism in Eukaryota, Metazoa, Chordata, Mammalia, Monotremata, Ornithorhynchidae.
CUGACGGACUCCGCCAUGUUGGGGCUCGUGGGCCGCGCCGCCGCCGCCUCGGCCUCCGCCGCGCUGCGGGGCCUCGGCGCUUCGUGCGCCCCGCCGGCGCCCGCCCAGGCCCUGCUGCGGGCCGCCCCGGCUGCGCUCCAGCUCGCCAGGAAAUAUGCGGCCCAGGCCUCGCCCUCCGCCAAGGCCGGCGCCGCCACCGGUCGCAUCGUGGCGGUCAUCGGCGCCGUGGUGGACGUCCAGUUCGACGAGGGGCUGCCCCCCAUCCUCAACGCCCUGGAGGUGCAGGGCAGGGACACCCGGCUGGUCCUGGAGGUCGCCCAGCACCUGGGGGAGAGCACGGUCCGCACCAUCGCCAUGGACGGAACUGAGGGGCUGGUGAGGGGCCAGAAGGUUCUGGAUUCCGGCGCCCCGAUCCGGAUCCCCGUUGGACCGGAGACCCUGGGCCGCAUCAUGAAUGUCAUCGGGGAGCCCAUUGACGAGCGAGGCCCCAUCAAAACCAAACAGUUCGCCGCCAUCCACGCUGAGGCUCCAGAGUUCAUUGAGAUGAGCGUCGAGCAGGAGAUCCUCGUCACCGGCAUCAAGGUGGUCGAUCUGCUGGCCCCUUACGCCAAGGGAGGCAAGAUCGGUCUUUUCGGCGGCGCGGGUGUGGGCAAGACAGUGUUGAUCAUGGAGCUGAUCAACAACGUGGCCAAGGCCCACGGAGGCUACUCGGUGUUCGCCGGGGUGGGCGAGCGGACGAGAGAGGGCAACGACCUGUACAAUGAGAUGAUUGAGUCCGGAGUCAUCAAUCUGAAAGAUGCCACGUCUAAGGUAGCGCUGGUGUAUGGACAGAUGAAUGAGCCGCCCGGUGCCCGGGCCCGCGUGGCGCUGACCGGCCUGACUGUGGCCGAGUACUUCCGUGACCAGGAGGGCCAGGAUGUGCUGCUGUUCAUCGACAACAUCUUCCGCUUCACACAGGCUGGUUCUGAGGUGUCGGCGCUGCUGGGUAGGAUCCCGUCAGCGGUGGGCUACCAGCCCACUCUGGCCACGGACAUGGGCACCAUGCAGGAGAGGAUUACCACAACCAAAAAAGGCUCCAUCACCUCCGUACAGGCUAUCUACGUACCAGCAGAUGACUUGACUGACCCAGCGCCUGCCACCACCUUCGCCCAUUUGGACGCCACCACCGUGCUGUCCCGGGCUAUUGCCGAGUUGGGCAUCUACCCUGCCGUAGAUCCCCUGGAUUCCACCUCACGUAUCAUGGACCCCAACAUUGUGGGCAGCGAGCACUAUGAUGUGGCCCGGGGGGUCCAGAAGAUUCUCCAGGACUACAAAUCCCUCCAGGACAUCAUCGCCAUCCUGGGUAUGGACGAGUUGUCGGAGGAGGAUAAGCUGACGGUGUCUCGUGCCCGCAAGAUCCAGCGUUUCCUCUCCCAGCCCUUCCAGGUGGCCGAGGUCUUCACGGGCCACAUGGGCAAGCUGGUGCCCCUGAAGGAGACCAUCAAGGGCUUCCAGCAGAUCCUGGCCGGCGAGUACGACCACCUCCCCGAACAGGCUUUCUACAUGGUGGGCCCCAUCGAGGAGGCUGUGGCCAAAGCCGAGAAGCUGGCGGAGGAGCACUCUUGAGGGGCUCGCUCCUCGCCCCCCUCUCCUCUUCCUCCUCCCUCCCCUCCCCCAAGGAAGCAAUGCUGCAGUGGCCUCACGGACACCUCAUGGCUGGUCUGAAGAGUAUUUAAAGUUUCCAAUAAAAUGUCCAUCCGA